AUGACUACCCUCACACCCCGCACGCCGUAUUCGAAGGAAGAGCUCGACAAGCUCUACCCGAAGGGCCUUGAACUGCGACUUGUCCAGGUUCUCCUUCGCCAUGGUGAACGCGCGCCUGUGUCUGCACGUUUCGGCAAUGCAGGCCUACCCGCCUACUGGCCGUAUUGCAAUGCCGCCCAACGCUUGCGGUCGGUCACCAUGACCACCGACGUGUCUCAAUGGGACAGUCUACAGUGGCGGAGGAGACUCGAAACAUUUGGUAACGAUGACGGCCCACUGGUCGCUGCUGGACCAGCUGGCGAGGUUGACGGCAUUUGCCAAUUUGGUGAGCUCACCGACAAAGGGCGACAGACAACCUACGAACUCGGCCGCCGCUUGAGGCAUCUUUACAUAGAUCAGCUUCAGUUUAUGCCUAAGCUCAUCGCCAACGCAGACCUGAUCUAUCUGCGCGCGACUCCACUCCCUCGGGCUCUCGAGUCUGUCCAGCAGACUUUCUGGGGCAUGUAUCCGCUGACCGCGCGAACUGCAUCUUUCCCUCCGCCUACGAUUGUUACACGUACUCCCGCCGACGAAACGCUCUUUCCAAACGAUGGCAAUUGCAGGCGCUUCGCGCAGCUGUCACGGGCUUUUGCCCAGCGAGCAGCAGACCGCUGGAAUGAGACGGACGAUAUGAAAUAUCUCACCAAGUUGAUGGGCAAAUGGAUGCCAGAAAGCAGUCCCGAAGUCGCAGUGGACUCACAUCCUAGAUUAUCAGGCAUAAUGGACACCAUUAACAGCACCCUCGCCCACGGGCGUGAGACGAGGUUGCCCAAAGAGUUCUACGAUCCGAAAGCCAGGGAUAUCAUCGACAGAAUUGGCGUGGAGGAAUGGUUUGCCGGCUACAACGAGAACAGGGAGUACCGCACGCUCGGAAUUGGAAGCUUGAUGGGGGAUAUCGUCGAAAGGAUGACGAGCAAGAUCGAAGGUGCAGGGCUCAGUAUCAACGAAAUUGGAGGUGAGAACGGAAGGCUAGGGAAGGGAAGAGGAGGAGAAAUGGGCAUUCGAUUCGCAAUGAGCGGCUGCCAUGAUACCACUUUAGCCGGAGUCCUAACCAGCUUGGGCGCGUUCAAUGGCGAGAAGUGGCCGCCUUACACGAGUCAUAUUGCGUUCGAGCUAUUUCGAGCGCGCAAUGACGCAGAGAGAGAUGACUCGGAGAAAGACGCAGAGUUUCUUACACCGACGACUCCGGUGAGCACUGAACCCAAAGCCAGGGAGACAAAACCGGGUCUCUUUGCUAGUCUGUUGGGCUUGAGAGGUACAGGCGCACAGCCUCCACCAGCAGACGGAUCAAGCAGUCCACUCUCAACACCAAAACUUAGUCGUGGCUCGGGUAUUGCAACAAGCAUCCCGCCCAAGGACCUGGUUGCGAGGUCGCCCUGGAGUGAACUAUCGGAGAAGCAGAAGGAACGGCUUGAUGGAUAUUAUGUGCGUGUCAGAUACAACGACAAGGUGAUGAGGGUGCCAGCAUGCGCGAAAGAGGGCCACAACUACCAGGGUGACGACACUCUGUGUACCUUUGAGGCAUUCAAACGGGUUUGCGACAGCUACACCCCCAAGAACUGGAAGGUCCAAUGCGGGCAGAAUUUGGAUCGGCCGGUCGAUGGGCUUGGAAGCCCGGCUCAAAUGGCUGGACAGAUCGAGAAUGGAUUCUGA
Molecule: messenger RNA, 1692 nt
Organism: Exophiala spinifera
Lineage: Eukaryota; Fungi; Ascomycota; Eurotiomycetes; Chaetothyriales; Herpotrichiellaceae
Exons: 3
Coding region: 1-1692 (563 amino acids)
Biological process (GO): dephosphorylation
Molecular function (GO): phosphatase activity
Source: RefSeq, a predicted model, not a curated record